AAUUCCAGUUGAGCUCUUCAGCAGUUCUCUGUUAACAAUCAUGAAGGUUUUUGUAGCAAUUCUCUCAGUCUUGGCUGUGGCCAACGCGGACCUUAUCCGACCUAACUUUGGUCGCCAAGGUCGCACCCAGGUGGGUCGCCAAGGACGUCAAGGAAGCAACAGCCAAGGGGGCGGAGUUGACUUCAGUGGAUGUCAAACCGAUCCGGAGACUGGUUUCUGUUGCGUUGAGAAGGACGAAACCGUCACUUCGAUCCAAAAGGAUCCCAUCCUUGAAUGUACUCACAAGAAUGUGGAAAAGUGUCAUUACACAUACGUGACGCAAUUUGAGCCCGCCCAAGAGGAGGUCUGCGAAGAGAACUUCGAAAAGACUUGCCAAAUUACCUUCAAACAGCAAGCCGCUAAUGAGACCGUCCGGAAAUGCUAUCGUCCCUUGGAGAAGGUAUGUAAUGGUCAAGGACCCGAGGAAUGCCGCACCGUCUACGAGUCUUCCUGUACCACCAAGUACGUCGAGAAGCAACCCGGCAAGUUCGUCGGAGACACGAGUUGUGAGAAGCUUCCCAUUGAGAUUUGCGGUGCUGGUUGUGUGACUGAAGAAGGGCCCGAAGAGUGCCACGAUAAAGUCAUCACUUCGCUAUUGGAUGUGCCCGAGGAGGUGUGUGACUUAAACCCCCAAAAGACCUGCCGCUUCCAAACCAAGUUGGUUCCUAGACUGAAGCCUGAGCACGAAUGUACCAUCAUCCCUCGUGAAACUUGCAACUUGAAGUUUUCGUCUCCUCAACAAGUUGAGAAGCCUUUGAGGACCAAAUGGUGCUUGGACCCUAGCGAACCCACUCCCGACCAGACCUAUGAUGAGUCCAAUGCUGGUGCAGCUCCUUUGGGCUUUGCCGCUUCUGCUCCUCAAGCUACGUAUGCUCAACCAUCUCCGCAACCCGAACUCGACACCUACGGUGGAUUCUAAGAAAUACUCCGAUGAAUCCCCCCUUGUUGAGCAAAGCAAACAAACGAGGAUCACAAGAUUUAACAGCUAUUGAUUUUGAUGACGAGACCUCUGAUCAAUUUAACUUAUUCAAACUAUUUAUUUAUUGCUCCAUUGUAUGUUGCUUAUUUAUGUAAAAGCAAAUAAACGUAAGAAACUUCA
Molecule: messenger RNA, 1138 nt
Organism: Tigriopus californicus
Lineage: Eukaryota; Metazoa; Arthropoda; Copepoda; Harpacticoida; Harpacticidae
Exons: 2
Coding region: 41-958 (305 amino acids)
Source: RefSeq, a predicted model, not a curated record